AUGACUGUGCCGAGCCCCAUGCGUGUGCCGGUCACCCCUGUUGUGGAGUCGGUUGACGUCCGCGACAUGUACGACGCUGACAACGCCACGCUGGUGGGGAAAGGCGGCUUCUCGGAUGUGGUUUCCGUGCUGCAUCGUCCCACGAACACCAAGCGUGCACUGAAGGUUAUGAGGAAGGAGAUGCUGCGGGGAAGGGUGGCGGAGAUGGUGCUUCAUGAGCGUGAAAUUCUUCGCCGCAUCUCCCAUCCAAACAUUGUAAAACUGCACGAGGUCAUCACCACUCCGCAUCACGUUUAUUUUGCGCUGGAUUUAAUGGACUGCGAUCUCUUUGCACUAAUUUUUAGCAAUAAAUUCAUUCCGGAGGGAGGGGCGCGCUGCAUCAUGUACCAGCUGCUCUGCGGUAUUGCCUUCCUGCAUAGCCAAAGCAUCGUCCACCGCGACAUCAAGCCGGAGAAUAUCCUGGUAAAUAUUUCGAAAAAGCAAGGCAAUUGUGAAUCCGCCUUGUCCAGAAAGAAACCUGGCAUUAUCAUGAAGGGCGACUGGGAGAAGUUGCUAAAUAUUGAGGUGAAACUGGCAGACUUCGGCCUUGCCAAGCUGGUGAAGAAGUGGGAUGUGCAGUCCACGCCCUGCGGCACUUCCUUUUACAUCGCGCCGGAGGUGAUACGCGGGAUUGAGGCCCAAGGCACGAAGCCCCUCUGCACCACGCAGGAACUCGUCAAGAGCGUCGACGUGUGGUCGGCCGGAAUUGUGCUCUUCAUCAUGCUCUCCGGCCGACCCCCGUUUCACGGUCAGGUGACGUCGAGCGAGGACCGACGGCAGCUGCUGCGCCGCAUUGAUCGCUGGGUGCUCUUUCGCACCAAGCAGUGCUGGGACGGCAUCAGCGAAGAGGCGAAGGACCUGAUUGUGCGCAUGCUGGAGCAGGACAGCUCGAAGCGGCUGACGGCGAUGCAGGCGCUGCAGCACCCGUUCUUCGCGAACCACGGCUUCAGGCCGCCUUCACUCGGGGCGCCCAAGGUUUCACCGGAGCUGCGGCAGCAGCCAGAGGAAAAACCACAGGCACCACAACAGCCGCAACCGCAGCAGCGUGAAGAAGUAGUAAACGCGCAGCAGCCGACGGCGGUGGACAAUGAAGUGCAUAAGGAGAUGAAUACAACGCAUGUUGAAAAGGGUUGGGGUGGCACAGAUGUGCCAAGUCAUGUGGUUGUGAAUAAAUUUAAGGGGUUUCUUCGUAUGUUUCGUCCUAAGAGCCAUGUGAAACGCGCCGGUGGAAAGGUGCCACUGACGGAGGGCAAGCAGCAAUCGCCACCGAGUGAGGACGAGGACGAGGAGCCAGCGGAGGAGCAUGUGCGCAGCAUGCAUGCGGAGAUCGACGCCCUUCAGAAGGACAUCAUAGAAACUGGAGACACGGAAGGGGAUAACACAUGUUACACACCGCAGCUGCCGCUGAUGACGGCACCGCGCACAAAACGUCCAGCUGUAAUGAAUGCGAAGGCAAAAGUGGGGCCCGCUGCCCUCAGGCGCCAAGCACAAUAA
Trypanosoma rangeli is the source of this 1533-nucleotide messenger RNA. RefSeq names its product protein kinase. Gene Ontology annotation, molecular function: ATP binding; protein serine/threonine kinase activity. Lineage: Eukaryota; Euglenozoa; Kinetoplastea; Trypanosomatida; Trypanosomatidae. The record is from RefSeq and is a predicted model, not a curated record. Gene Ontology annotation, biological process: protein phosphorylation; mitotic DNA damage checkpoint signaling. The coding region runs from base 1 to 1533 and encodes 510 amino acids. Gene Ontology annotation, cellular component: nucleus; cytoplasm. The transcript has a single exon.